Scophthalmus maximus (turbot) is the source of this 1599-nucleotide messenger RNA. Its product is annotated as tubulin alpha chain. The coding region runs from base 126 to 1478 and encodes 450 amino acids. Gene Ontology annotation, molecular function: GTP binding; structural constituent of cytoskeleton. Gene Ontology annotation, biological process: microtubule cytoskeleton organization; mitotic cell cycle. NCBI's taxonomy places the organism in Eukaryota, Metazoa, Chordata, Actinopteri, Pleuronectiformes, Scophthalmidae. The transcript has 4 exons. The record is from RefSeq and is a predicted model, not a curated record. Gene Ontology annotation, cellular component: microtubule; cytoplasm.
GCUUGCUGUGGUUUCCUGCCUGCCCCCUCCACAUCCAUGCCUAUAUAAACCCUGACUCUCCCUCUCCGCCGCACUACUGCCUUGUGUCUCGAUCCUCAACGUCAGCCGCAGGACAAGCAGACAAGAUGCGUGAGUGUAUUUCUAUGCAUGUCGGCCAAGCCGGAGCCCAGAUGGGCAAUGCAUGCUGGGAGCUGUACUGCCUGGAACAUGGGAUCCAGCCAGAUGGACAGAUGCCCUCGGACAAGACUAUUGGAGGAGGGGAUGACUCCUUCAACACCUUUUUCAGUGAGACAGGGGCAGGAAAGCACGUUCCCAGAGCGAUCUUUGUCGACCUGGAACCUACCGUCAUUGAUGAGGUGCGUACAGGAACCUACCGUCAACUGUUCCACCCCGAGCAGCUGAUUACAGGAAAGGAGGAUGCAGCCAACAAUUAUGCCCGAGGACACUACACCAUCGGCAAGGAGAUCAUUGAUCUCGUUCUGGACAGGACUCGUAAACUGGCUGAUCAAUGCACUGGUCUGCAGGGAUUCCUAAUCUUCCACAGCUUUGGUGGAGGCACUGGCUCGGGUUUCACCUCCCUGCUGAUGGAGAGACUCUCUGUUGACUAUGGAAAAAAAUCAAAGCUUGAGUUUGCUGUCUACCCAGCCCCCCAGGUUUCCACUGCAGUUGUGGAGCCUUACAACUCCAUCCUGACCACCCACACCACCCUGGAGCACUCCGACUGUGCCUUCAUGGUGGACAACGAGGCCAUCUACGACAUCUGCCGCAGGAACCUCGAUAUUGAGAGGCCGACCUACACCAACCUGAAUAGGCUCAUCGGCCAGAUCGUGUCUUCAAUCACAGCCUCACUUCGCUUUGACGGAGCCCUGAACGUUGACCUGACAGAGUUCCAGACCAACUUGGUGCCCUACCCACGUAUCCACUUCCCUCUGGCCACCUACGCCCCGGUCAUCUCUGCGGAGAAAGCCUACCAUGAGCAGCUGUCGGUCGCCGACAUCACCAACGCCUGCUUUGAGCCAGCCAAUCAGAUGGUGAAGUGCGAUCCUCGUCAUGGUAAAUACAUGGCCUGCUGUCUGCUGUAUCGUGGUGAUGUGGUGCCCAAAGAUGUAAACUCUGCCAUCGCAGCCAUCAAGACCAAACGCACCAUCCAGUUUGUGGACUGGUGCCCCACAGGCUUCAAGGUUGGCAUCAACUAUCAGCCUCCAACUGUGGUUCCUGGUGGAGACCUGGCCAAGGUGCAGAGGGCCGUGUGCAUGCUGAGCAACACCACAGCCAUCGCUGAGGCCUGGGCCCGUCUCGACCACAAGUUUGACCUCAUGUAUGCCAAGAGGGCCUUUGUCCACUGGUAUGUUGGGGAGGGCAUGGAGGAGGGAGAGUUCUCAGAGGCCAGAGAAGACAUGGCCGCCCUGGAGAAGGAUUAUGAAGAAGUUGGCACUGACAGUUUGGGAGAUGAGGAUGAAGAGGGAGAAGAAUACUGAAGAAUGAAGAAUCAUCACACAUUCCAAAAGUUAUCAUGAACGUAAAACAUUCCCAACAACAUUCUGAUAACCUGUGGUGGUGACAUGUCAGUAUUAUCAAUAAAAAGUCAUGAUCCUCAAA